AUGGAUAUCCAUCUUUCUUUCCUAGUGGUCACAGGAGCUACUGAUGGGAUUGGAAAAGCCUAUGCAGAAGAGUUGGCAAGACGUGGAAUGAAAGUGGUUCUAAUCAGUCGGUCAAAAGAAAAGUUGGACCAAGUUGCUGGUGAAAUAAAGGAGAAGUACAAAGCGGAAACAAAAGUUAUUGUGGCGGACUUUGGAGAGAGAGGAGACAUUUACAACAGAAUCAAAGCGGGACUGGAAGGCCUGGAGAUCGGCGUUUUGGUAAACAACGUGGGAAUUUCAUAUUCUUAUCCGGAAUACUUUAUUGAUGUUCCAGACCUGGAUAAAACGAUCGACCAAAUGAUCAACAUUAACAUCAUGUCUGUCUGUAAGGUAAGCACCCUGCUGCCAGCACUUAUUCCUGAAAUCCUAAUUCAAACAACUGAAGUUCACUUGUCCAAAGCAUUAUUUUCACCUUCUGGACCACAGAUUCACUUUUCAUCUUAGUGUAACUCAGAAUUUAUGUUUCUUGCAGCAGAUUAUUCAGAUUGUUAUUGAUAUACAAUUUGUUACAAAGAUAAUUCUUAGCUAUUUAGAAGAGCGUGAUACAUACACAAAACAGUGUUUAUGUUUAUUGUUCUGGUCCUUCCUGUAAAUCUUUAAUUCUUCUCCUUCUGUGUCCGUGUUCCUUGAGGUAAGUACCCUGAUCACUGCACAUGUAAGGCUUUCAUACACUGUUGUGAGAAAGCACAGUUAUACUUACUGUGAAAUGGAAACCCAAAUUUACAGAACUGUGUCAUAAUGUUUGAAAUAAAAUGCUUUCCCUUUUUGUAUGUAUAUAUAAAAUCUUGUUGUUGUUGGGAAGAAAUGAAUAGCACUUCAGGCUAAAAAGUGUAACUGUUGCCUGUAUUAAAAUGAGGUCCAUUCACAAAACAGUUUUUCAUCCUGAUAUUUCAAAGCUGAACCAUGGCCGGAGCCAAUGGCAGCUGCUUAACAUGACAUAGGGAGUUAAUUACUGUGUUAGCAGACAGUGCAGCAGAAAUUCCUUGUGAUUAUUCACUGCUGAGCCUCAAUUUUCUCUUCUGCAUGAUAAAAAGUUUGCAUCCCCAGUAGCUGAGGGUUAACCUUUUGCCUCCAAACCCUAAUGUUAGGUGCUUCAAAGGUGACUUGAAAGAUUUGCUUUGCUUGCAGCUGUUCUGAUGAGGUCAAGUACUGAAUUCAUUUAGUGCUUAUGGUGCUCUCAGGAAGCUGAAAAUGUAGGUGUCUUCUUGCCAUGUGAGUAGGCUCAGGACCUCUGAAAAUAAGCCCUCUCUAGGAUUUGUACCCCUUAGUUGAACAACAGCAAACAGUGAAAAGCACAGCCCUUGUGUGACUGAAUGGUAUUGUUAAUGUCAGUUUGCUGCUCUCACUUUCCUGUGUAUUUAUGAGGUACAUUAGAACAACUUGUUAUGAAGUUAGAAAUGUUAUUAGUUAUUAGUGGUUCUUCUGCAACUUUUCUGCUUAAAAAUACAGCAAACCUGACAAACUCCAACUUCUGUUAAUUGAGGUUUGCGGCCUACGGGUCUUGCUGGGCACCUACAAGAUUUGCACCAGGGAAGGCAGUUGUUAGUGGGCACCUUUUUACUGUUUAUCUUAUAGAAGCCAUUUAGCAGACAUCCUAAGCCCUCCCCUUCUCCCCCCCCUCCCCCGUGUUCACACAGUUACACCAGGUGUAAUCAGCAAACUGCUAUGGAGUGACACCUGUGCUGUGCCAGCAGAGGGAGUGCACUAUUCAGUGAUUAAAGGUUUUGGGGUGUUGAUCCUCCUUGAAACAUUUUGUCAGAAUAGAAGAGUUAUAGCUGAACUGCUUUAUUGUGUUUUUCUGAAGAUGGUAGACUGCAAUAAUUUGAGGUCUACUUUGGCGUGCUAAAAUUCUAGAGAGAUGCAGCCAGAUGAUCUUGGUUUCCAGAAUGAACUAGUGCUGCUUUGUGGCUUUUCUCUGCGUUUAUAAUCAGUGAUGUUCAACUGCAGUUAGCAAAUGUAUGAUUUCUUUUCUGGUAAAUUUUGUGUUGUGUCAACCUCUUCACAUUAUAAUGUGGUUGUCCCCAUGCAUGUAAAAACUUCUUAUCUAGUUUCAUGAGACCUAGUGUAUGUUAGUGCUUCUCAGUUUGUUUGAAAACUUUCCUUGACCAUGAGCAGCUCGUGCUACUGGGUAUAAUCGCAGUCUGAGCAUCAGCUUCCAGGCUUGAAAAUGUUCCUCUUGCAUGAGCCUGUUGUGUAAUUAAACAGUAGGCAUGCCAGAUGCUUACUGUUUUGGGGAGAGGAGCACAUUAGAGAUAUGUACCAUCUGUAAGUCUUUUUUCCUUUCCCUUUUUUUUUUUUUCUUCAGAAGAACCCAUAGAAAUAGAGGAAAAAGUAAUUUUAGGAAAAAUCUGUGUCCUUUCACUUAGGUUUUUGGGACAGAAUCCCAUAAGCAUUUAGUUUGGUGUGUAGUGGAGAUAUCACCAUAUCACCUCUUUUCCAAGUGCAUACGUUUGGGUCUUGUUUUUAAAAAAAAAUAAAGUGAAUCUCCCUUCUUGCAUGAUAAACUCACAGGAUAAAGUAACAGCCUGUUUAACCUUUUUUCAGCAGUAAAGUUUCUAAUGCAAUGUAACUUCCCCUAAUGUUUGAGAACACGUAUCCUGUCACAAGAUACUAAGUAUGUGAGAAACAAAUGAGAGUGUGUUGUCUCUGUUUGCAGUAUCACAGUAUGCUAAUUGCAUUGGGAGUGUGGCAUAAACGUGUGCUCUGAAAAAUGAGUGGGACUAAAUAGCUGAGGGGGUGCUGGCUUGGCGCUUGAUUAAGCAAGGAGCUGAAUUGGUUUGAAAGCCAUUAUGUUGUAGGGAGAAUGUGGUUUUCAGGCUUACAGGCCAGUCUUCAGUUGGAAAUUGGCAUUAUUAGAAGAAGGAGGUGAGUAAAUUACAUGCACCUACAUGCCUUGAUGUCUGUGCUAAUCUUUGUCGUCAUUGCCUUAUUUAUGUUCUAUACUGAGUGUUAAAUAUGAAAGGACGAUAGGCCUACGAGAUCAAGAUUUUUAUUCCUUACUGCAUUUGAGAGUCUUAUAAUUUGCUUAAACUUUAAAAAAAAACAAAAACCAUAAAUACUCUAUGUUGAACUGAGAUGUGGUGUCAGUUGCCUCUUAGUGGAAGUGGAAGGUAAAUUGCAUCAAGUUGUGAACACCUGACAAGACAAGGGAGCAACUCUAAGCAAUGCCAGAGAAGUCUAAAGUGGAGUUUGGGAGAAAAACAAAUAGCAACCUAUGCAAAACUGAAAGUAGGAGGAGCAUCUAGCCUAUCUGAAAAAGGGGACAAGUACUUUUGUAGACCUCUCCAUGGAAUGGUUGCGUUUGUUGUUUAUUGGAAAGGAUAAUUUCAAGCAGAAAGUAUUUCUGAGGGAAAUGGCAAUACUGGCUUUCAAGUGUGUGUGUGUGUGUGUGUGUGUGUGUGGUCAAGGGAUAACUUUCACAUUUAUAUUCAAAGUCAUAAUGGAAGGGGGAGCAGAUGACUUAGCCAAGAAGAUAAUGCGAGUUUGUAGUAGAGGAGCACAGUUGCCAGUACUUGGAAGGGAAGUAAGUGUACUGUGAAGUUGGUCAUGAGUAGCAGUGAAAUGGUCCCGAGGGGGAAAUUAGAUGCUGCAGUUUCCCACCUUGCUGACUUUGAACCUAAGAGCAUGAUACACAGCUAAGUUGGACAAGGAAAAUGUGGCUCUGAGAAAUACAUUCCAGUGGUGAAAGAAGCACUUAGGAUUUAGGAUUUUUCUUCUGAGUACAAACAACAGUGUGAAAUUUAAGAAAAUCUAGUUAUGUUGGUUGUGGGAAUUUUUUUGCUGGUGGUGUUUUUUUUGUUUUUUUGUAGAUUUGGAGUUAAACAAGUACAGAUUCCCCAUCUUGAAAGUAGAAAAGAGGGAAGUGCUUAGCUGGGGAAUUGUACUUGGAAACUGGACCCUGGAAGCUUGGGAUUCUAAUUCAAAAAACUUUCCUAGAAAUGUUGUUCAAUGGAAAGUCACUGACAAUGGACAGGACUUGCAGCAUAUUAAGUUCAUAGUUUGUAUAUCCUUGUAUGUGCCCUUUUUGCUUACUGACUUUGCCACAAAGAUUAUUGUGUUAUUUUCUGACAUGAGUUUUACCCCAAGCCACAUGAGAAUGGUUUGUGUUUGUAAAAAGUGGCAGGUACGAGCUGCAUGAAGAAAUUAUUUUUGAGAUGCAUUAUAAGAACCUAACAGUAGAUACUGAUAAUAGCCUUCAUGAUCAAUCUAACUAAUAGUGCAGAAAUACGGUUCCCUGCUUCUUUUACAGUAAGACCUGCGUGUGAGUUGUGCAUGGUCACAGUGUCAGCUAUUUGUGAGAUGGCUGAGUGCUUAUGUGAGUCAGGGCUGUAUUAUUUUUAUCUACCACAACGAAGGAACGAGACACCAAACUCUUUGGUGAUUUUACUUAGAGAUUUACCUGUGUGUAUGCGAAAUUAUUGAAAAACAAGCAGAAAAACACCAACUACUAGUAUUUAACAGUUGUGUGCAAUAUGUUUUACCAAUCUAUACAAGCUGUAAAGUAUUGACAGCUUCUGACACCAAGAAGUCUGUCUGGAGCAAAUUUUUCUGGCACAUACAUGCACAUACAUUCACACUCUGCUCUAAUUCAAGCUUUCAGAAAGAAAUAAGAAAUUUGUAUGAGUAGGCAGGUUUUCUAUAGCUUAAUGUCUGGCUACUCUGUCUGAAAUUACCUUAGCUUUAGACUCUUGGAGCUUUCAUGAGUUCAACUACAGCACGUGUAUUUCUGUGAAAAUUAGUAUUUCAUUCAGAAAGCUGGAGUGAAUUCAGUAUCCACCAGCCAAAGGCAAUCUUAGGAUAGUUCCCAACCUCUCCUUUAGGUUUACAUCUUGCACUUUGUCCCUUAUUAGAUUGCUUUCAGAGAAAGAAGUAUUCACAUAGACUUCUCCCAUGUCCAGCACAUAAAGUCCUGUGGACUCAGACUUGUAGUGUAUUGGUAUUUAUUAAAUUGACAUUAUUGCAGAACUGUAUAUCUAUAAAUCAGACCAAGCAAAACAUUUGGAUUCUUUAUCUGGGACACAUGUAUUCAAUUAUACAUCUAUUUAUUGUUGAACUGCUUAUUUUGGAAUUCCAUGUCUGUAGUUGUAGCUGUUGAAGACAAGGAUGUUAACCAGUUUGCCUCUUUUGGAUAAAGAUCAUGCAAGCAAUUAUUGGACACAAUCAUGUGUGGUAAAAAUUCAUUUUUGCUAAAGCUUAUUUUCUUUGAAUUAGUGCUGGAGCCAUUUUAUGUAUGUGUACAACAUAGAGAUUUGCCAGAUAAUCUGAAAAUGCCUACAGAAUGCUUUGCCAGCGUUUUUACAGUAGUGCUCUUGCAUUACUGGAACAGCCUUAGUAUGUACUUGGCUGGCUGAGGUGAGACUGACUCAACGGGCUGCCUUCUGUUACUUAGUUCUUUUCUU
Molecule: messenger RNA, 5438 nt
Organism: Meleagris gallopavo (turkey)
Lineage: Eukaryota; Metazoa; Chordata; Aves; Galliformes; Phasianidae
Source: RefSeq, a predicted model, not a curated record